Messenger RNA from Oncorhynchus kisutch (coho salmon), 3871 nucleotides. RefSeq lists its product as uncharacterized. The transcript is spliced from 13 exons. The record is from RefSeq and is a predicted model, not a curated record. Bases 1458 to 3806 code for a protein of 782 amino acids. Lineage: Eukaryota; Metazoa; Chordata; Actinopteri; Salmoniformes; Salmonidae.
AGUGUCUGAGGACCUGGAGAAGGCUGUGUCUACAGCUGUGGGGCAGGACAAGCAUGGGACAGACAUCCUGAACGAAUCUGAUGUCAGAGCUCCCAUCAGCCCUCUACACCUCGCUUCACCACCAUGCUAUGGAGGUCCUGGUUCAGUCUCUGCUGGAUCUAGACGUGAGGGACAGCCAGGGGCGCACCCCUCUGGACCUGGCUGCCUUAAAAAGCCUUGUGGAGUUUGUUGACGUCCUCAUCAACCAGGAAGCCUCCAUCCUGGUUAAAGACUUCACUCUGAAGAGGACCCCCAUCCACGCUGCAGGUAGACAUAAGGAUAUCACAUAGAGCUUCUGUAAUUAAAAAGUUUUCCUGACCAAGAUGGCCAUUUGUUUGGUCAUGUUGCUAGGACGACUAUGUCCACUCUAGGGAUGGUAUCGUGUGAAAAUGCCCACGAGACACUGAUCUAAGGUCAUUUUUUGUCAUGUUCUCCACUAAUGAUUGAGGAUCUAGGGAGGGUAAGCUGAUCCUAGAUCAGUGCACAGGGGAGACUUCUAUCCAGAGCCAGGUACACAGCUAGCAAGUGACAGGCUUCAAUGGCCUCAGCCCCAAAAUUCUUUAUUAUCUGCUGUGUUAACAUCAUGAGGAUGUCAUCUACCAACACCACUGUUCUUGAAAUCUGUCUGUUCAUGUGAAGGUUAUAGUCGUCCAGCAAUCUGCUCAUAUCCUCUCUGUUGAUCCUCCUCUAGCUACCAAUGGUCAAUCAUCUGACAUUCUUAUAUCCUCUUGUUGAUCCUCCUCUAGCUACCAAUGGUCAAUCAUCUGACAUUCUUAUAUUCUCUCUGUUUAUCCUCCUCUCGCUACCAAUGGUCAAUCAUCUCACAUUCUUAUAUCUUCUCAGUUUUUCCAUCUCUAGCUACUGAAGGUCAAUCAUCUCACAUUGUUAUAUCCUCUCUGUUUAUCUUCCUCUAGCAACCAACGGACAUUCGGAGUGUUUGCGUUUGCUGAUUGGAAAUGCUGACAUCCAGAGUACAGUGGACAUUCAAGACGGAAUAGUCACUUGGGUUUUGGAUACAAUUCCUGAAAUAAAGAGAUUUUGAAACUGGGGCUGCAUCCAAAAUGGCAACCUGUACCCUACUUGGUACAGUACUUUAAACCAAAGUCCUAUGGGCUCAGGUCAAGAGUAGUGUACCAUAUAGGGAAUAGGUUGCCAUUUGGGACUCAGCCUGGUUACUACCAGUUUGUAAUAUGACCUGUUGUCUUGUGUAUCAGAACCCCUCUGAUGCUGUCGGUGCUGAGCGGACACAGACUGUGUGUACUCCCUGUUCAACAAGGGAGCAAGCGUAGAAGCCAAAGACAAAUGGCACAGAACAGCUCUACACAGAAGGGUUGUGAGGAGAGUUGGCUGCGGUGACUUUUCACGAGGAGUGCAGCACAGUGCCAGCUUCCUGGUUCGGGAAGGUAAGGGGCGGAGCCAUGUCCACCUGGUGGCGGCGUCCGGACACAUCGGGAUACUGGGGUGGCUCCUACACACCGCCCAGUCAGUGUGGACCCUCCCCGUCAUCACAGACAACCAGGGCUACACGCCACUACACUUGGCCUGCUACAACGGAGUCAGAGGUCAGUGGGAAUGACCUCACCCUCAUAGACCUGGGUGACCCCAUCAUUGACGGUGAUGUUAUGAAGGAAGACAGAGAGGUUGAGAGACAGACCAAGUUGGAAGAGGCUGUUCUAGAGACAGAUAUCCCAACUCUGUCACUAGAGGCUGAAGGAGAGAUUGAGAUGCAGGAGGCUGAUCUGAAGACAGAUGGCACAUCUCAGUCACAGGAGGUUGAAGGAGAGAGUGAGUUGGACGAGGCCAUUGUCAUCCCAUCUCAGUCACAGGAGGAGGCCAAAGGAGAGAGUGAGUUGAAUCAGGUUGAUCUGAAGACAUCCACAUCAACUCUGACACUGGAGGUCGAAGGAGAGAGUGAGUUGAAUCAGGUUGAUCUGAAGACAUCCACAUCAACUCUGACACUGGAGGUCGAAGGAGAGAGUGAUUUGAAUCAGGUUGAUCUGAAGACAUCCACAUCAACUCUGACACUGGAGGUCGAAGGAGAGAGUGUGAUGCAGGAGAGUGAUGAUGUAGAAACAGCCGGGCCAUCUCAAUCCCAGGAGACUGAACGAGUGGCAAAGGCUGCAGUGGUGACCUUCACUACCAUGACCCGCAAGGCUGCAGCCUCCCAGACCAGCCUCAGCAGGGGAAAGAGAAGCUACCCAGACCUACACACCUUUGUGCAGGACAUGAAGGAUGGCCAUUGGAAUCUGCUGAGUGAGAAUAUGCGUUCCGGGAUGAGCAGAGAUGAGUUUAGUGCUAGGUGCAUGGAUAUUACAAAUUGGGUAAUGGAGUCUACAUCCACUGUGGUCGUUCCCGCCCUUGACCUCACCAUGCAGAUCAGGCUCUCUGAUUCGUCAAGCUCUUCUGGAUCAGGAAGCAAUGUGGCUAGAGAAGUGACCUCUCUUGGCCGCAGCGUCAGAUUCAGCUUUCGUGGUGGACCCAGUAGACGCACCAGUUCAAGAACUACUUGCAGCACACAAACUCCCACGCCUUUCCCCUACUCUCACAGUUCCAUGACCUCUUUGCUGAGUGUUGACGAAGAGCGAUAUGUCUCCUCACCUGAGGGUGGUGAUAGAGAGAUGAGACACAGACCCCACUCGGCACCACUGAGUUCUGUGUUUGGAAUCUCUGAGGAUUCUGUCUUCAACAUGGUCCAGAGAGGCCAGUCACAGAGUGAGAUCGUACUGUCGUCCAGUUGGAGUAGACGGGAGAAAUACAGACCUGUCAAAAUACCAACGGACACCAGGUUUAUGAUGGGUAUUGUAGAGUUGGUAAUGAACCUUCUCAAUUCCAGAUUGGCUGAGCUAAUGCGAAGUUUCAGUCAGGGAACUCUAGGUCCGCUGUCUGGUAGUAUCUCAGCAAGUCAGCAGUUUGCCCAAGAAAUGCUAAGCAUGGUGUCUGCUAAGAUGUAUUCCCAUGCCAUAGAGCAUAUUGCGCACGGCCACAAGUCUCCCCUUGAGUUAGAGAGGGAGCUUGAGGCCAUAUUGGGUCCUCUGGCUGGACAGGUUAUAGUCAUCAUCAUAGAUAGCAUCUUUAAGGCUAAAGCCAACGGAAGAAACGAGGGACGAGCGACCAGCCCCUUGACCUAUUUUCUCACUGCCAUUUCAGCAGAAAUACAAAGCCUAGUUGUUCAGAGAUCGGCUAGCAGACCGUCCACCAGACUGUCCAACAACGACCCACUGCUGAACGUUUCCAAGUCAAAGGUCUUAAGAUCAGUUCUGCUCAAAAUGGCAGAACUCUUUGGCCAAGGUCCAAGUGAAACCUGUCUAGUUCCACUAGUCCAGAGUCAGUCCAACAACUCUGUUUGCGACUGGACUCUGAAUGCAGGCACCGUUCAUCCAAGUCAAUUUCUGUCCCACAACAGAAUGACAGAAGUGUCCUCUGCCAGGGGGGAAGAGACUAAGAAGAACAGGAAGUGGCAUUUCCUACACAAAAUUGUCAAGAUUCCAAAGAUCAGGAUUAAGCUAUUCAAGACAAAAGGGGAACCGAAGAGCCACCCUGAACAGGAUUCUCUGCCUACCAAACGUCUCAGAGAGACUCGUAUUUCACAGGAUGCUGAGUGUGAGGUUCUAUCCACUUCCCCACCCAAGGAGGCCCUGACAACCACACUGGCCCCUGCUCCCCAGGAGUCCCAGUCCCGUAAACGCCCUCUCAUAGUCAGGGUGUUACGAGCUAUCUCCAGAGCCGUCUCCAAACCAUUCAGAAAAGCUUUUGGGAAGAAGAAUUAGCCAAAUGCCGGAUUUUAUUACUAUUUUAAUCAGAGCCUUUAUUUAAUAAAACAUUACUGCAUUGA